AUGGAUUUGAAAGGACCUUUAUCACAGAUUUGGUUAGCUUCCAACUUCGAGAAGAAACUAUCCAAACAACAGUUCUUGAACACUGACUUGGUGGAGUCAUCUAAACUUCUAGAUAAUUCCAUUACCUUAAGAUUAUCAGGACAGUUACUUUUAGGUAUCGUGAAGAUUUAUUCCAGAAAGACCAAAUAUUUACUUGAUGACGUCCAGGACAUUCUUUAUAAGUUAAAGCAUUCAUUUAAGUUGGCUACUGGAACCACAUUGGAUUCCAAUGUCACGUCGAGGAAUAUCGUCAACGUUAACCAAGUCAUCUUACCUGAUAGGAUUACUGACCAUGAUUUAUUAUACCAGAAAGAUUUUGAGUUUGAGGACGACGGUAUCCCUGAUUUGUCGGUAGAAUUAGGGAGACGCGAUGACGAGGAAAUAGUGGACAACUUUGAAUUCAGUAAUUUCGAUAAUUUCGACGUGGACUUGGAUUUCGACCUUGAAGAUUCAAUUGAGAUCGGACGAGAUGCCGACAGACAUAUAGGUGAACAAAGUAUUUUAGAUUUGGGCCAUGAUAUCCCACCAUUGGAGUUAAAGGCUCCCACCACCAUACCCAGCGAAGUUACAGCACCAGUGGAAACAGUCACCGAAACAACACCAAGACAAAGGAUUAAGAAAACCGGACUCAUGGAAAAUGGAAUCAAAACCAAUAAGAGAAAACUCCAGAUCGAUACCGAACUCACUAUCCCCAUUGAAGACCUCAAAUCCCUUCAAAACCUUCAAUUACAGGCUAAUUGGAGAGACCAGUACAUCAACAUCAAGCUCUCCGAUAGAGAAAAAUGUGACUUAAUCAACGAAUUAUGUGGUAAGAGAAUGAAACUUGACCUCGACAAUACCUUAGUGGAAUUGAGCCAUCAAUUAUCCCAACGAGAAAAAGAACUCAAUCCUGAAGACCAAACUCAAGAUAUUGACCCCGGGUUUGAUUCCAUGGCUAUAGAUGAUAACGACUUUGCAUUUGAUGACUUAAAUUUUGACUUAUCCAUGCAUCACGAACCAGAAGUCAUUGAUCUCCAAAUUGAUGCCACUGAAUCCACCACUCAAAUUUCCAAUGUCAUCCAGAAAUCCCAAGAGCCGACUUUCAAAACAGUCAUGGAAGAUGACUUACAAAAUCCGGUACCUUUAGGAACUAUCACCACCAACACCGUCAGCAUGAAAAGACAGGCAUCUAAAUGUUUCUUUGAAUUACUUGUUCUCGCUACCAGUGACAAGAUCUCCUUGAAUCAACAACCACAAGAAACAGAAAUUGGAGGUGAUAUCGCCAUCACCGCUAAAGAGAAGCUUUUCUUCUAA
This is a messenger RNA of Yamadazyma jaroonii, 1332 nucleotides long. NCBI's taxonomy places the organism in Eukaryota, Fungi, Ascomycota, Pichiomycetes, Serinales, Debaryomycetaceae. The record is from the annotation of a GenBank genome assembly.